Messenger RNA from Papaver somniferum (opium poppy), 4094 nucleotides. Its product is annotated as protein FAR1-RELATED SEQUENCE 5-like. Gene Ontology annotation, molecular function: zinc ion binding. The transcript has 9 exons. NCBI's taxonomy places the organism in Eukaryota, Viridiplantae, Streptophyta, Magnoliopsida, Ranunculales, Papaveraceae. Bases 163 to 2970 code for a protein of 935 amino acids. The record is from RefSeq and is a predicted model, not a curated record. Gene Ontology annotation, biological process: regulation of DNA-templated transcription.
AGAAGAAGAAGAAGAUCUCCAAUCUCUCAGACACAAACUCAAUCAAUUUCUGUCUUUCACUCCCCCGUUUUUGAAUGUCAUCAUCUUUUCUCAAACCCAUCCCCCAAAACUCAUCUUCUUCAAAGUCUUUAUCUUGAACAGCCCCUCAGCAUCAGAGCAGUUAUGGAUACCAGUGGAAGGAGCUCGAAUAAUAGAUGUUCAGGAUCCUCACCUGGGAACCUAGAAGAAACUGUCGAACAGACUAUCAGAGGUGAUACAGGACAAAAUUUAAAUGGCAACCAAGGAGAGUUAGAUAAAUCAAAUGAUGUUGAAGUUGAUCUCAACAAGUUAGAAGACUUGAUAUACGAAGGAAUGGUGUUUGAAUCUGAAGAAAGAGCAUUUGAUACAUAUAAUGAGGUUGCCAGGAGAGCUGGUUUUAGUGUCCGAAGAGACAAAUUAGUUAAGAGGGCAAAUGGCAUGAUGCGCAAACGAGUUUUCGUAUGUUUUAAACAAGGUAUUCGAAAGAAGGAUAACCGAUAUCAGUAUGUGAGAAAGGAACGACCGCAAAUAAGAACUGGUUGUAUGGCACGUAUGGUUAUUAAAUAUGAAAAGGAGAACAAAUGGGUUGUAACUGAUAUCAUAUGUGAACAUAACCAUCCGCUUCCAACCACGUCAAAGUCAUAUAGGUUAAGGCCACAAAGAAGAACAGCAGAGGCUGCUAUUAACGAUCUUGAAGGCAUAGAUACAGUAGGGAUUUCUCCAGCUGAUGGUUCCAAACAAAUUAAUGGACGACAAGCAGAGGGGCAUGAGAGUGUUGGCAAUAAACUUGCAACUUUGGGAAAUCAUAUCCAAAGUAAGCGGAAAAUACUGGAGAAGGAUGAUGCACGUACAUUGUUAGAUUAUUUCACGAGGAAGAAAAUGGAGAAUCCUGCGUUUUUUUAUUCAAUGAUAGUUGAUAAGGAAAAUCAGGUGACCAAUCUAUUCUGGGCGGAUGCAAGGUCAAUCAUGGACUACAAUUAUUUCGGUGAUGUGGUUAUUUUCGAUACGACGUACCGAACAAACUUGCAUGGCUGGCCAUUUGCACCAUUUGUUGGGGUUAACCAUCAUAAGCAGACAGUCCUAUUUGGUGGGGCGCUGAUAUUGGAUGAAUCUACUGAGUCAUUCAUUUGGUUGUUUGAAACAUGGAUGAAGACAAUGUCUGGACGUCAACCUAAAACGAUCAUCACAGACCAUUGUGCUACAAUUUCCAAAGCCAUUUCUAUUGUGAUGACAGAAACACACCAUCGAAUUUGUUUGUGGCAUAUUUUUAAGAAUGCCUCUAAGCACCUUUCUCAUGUUUACUGGAUGCCGGGUUUUCUUCAGUGUUUCAGCAAGUGUAUAUAUGGUUAUGAGACAGAGGAGGAAUUCAUUGCCAGAUGGGAGAAGAUGUUGCAUGACUAUAAACUAGCAGGAACAAAAUGGUUGGAUGACUUGUUUAACGUGCGGGAGAAAUGGGCAUUAGUCUAUGGACAUGACACAUUUUGUGCUGAUACAACUACUACUCAGCAUAAUAAAAAUAUUAACAAAUUCUUAAAGAAGUUUGUGAAAAAGAAGUACUCUUUUACAGAAUUUCUUGCGCGUUACGAAAGAGUACUUAGUGCUUGGCGGGAGAGAGAGUUGCAUGAAGAUUUUGAGUCUAUUCAGACAUCACCGAAUCUUCCCUUUCCUGCACCCAUGUUAAAGCAGGCGGCAGAUAAGUAUACAAGAGCUGUAUUUAAAAUGUUUGUAGAAGAGUACAAAGAAUGGAUUUUGUGCAAGGUAGAAGAUUGCGGUGAAGAUGGGAUUUUCUGCAAGUAUGAAGUAACACAAGAGAACUGUGUGAAAGGCCUGGUUACGAUUGACCCUUCAACAUGUCAAGUUUUGUGCAGCUGUAAGAAAUUUGAGUUUGUAGGAAUCUUAUGCCGCCAUGCCAUUAAGAUACUGUAUCACAGAAAUAUCCAUGAUAUUCCUCCACAGUACAUUCUAAAGAGGUGGUCAAAAGAUGCCAAGAGUGGAACCGUGAGGGAUCGAGAGGGAAACCAAAUGCAAGCUGAUUCUAGCUCACUAAUAUCUUUACGUUACAAUGAGCUUCUUCAGAAGGCUAUUAAUAUUGCGACUAAGGGUUCACUUAAUGAAGAGUCUCAUUUAGUGGCCAGUCGUGCACUGGACAAUGCCCUAUUAGAAGUUGAAUCUGCUACAAAAGCAACUCAAGGAGGCAGCAGCGAUGAUUUCCACACAUCUCUAGCAACUCAGUCCCACUCUGGAGAGAGAGUUUUUGUGGGAGAAGGAGGUGACAAAAGUAUAAUGUUCAGUGCUAGGCAAAUUAUUGGUGAUCUAGAUAUUGGACAAAAAAGGAGAAAAACACGAAAUAGUUUUGUUGAUUUAAGCCAUGAGCUAAGCAUGGAUAAUCUGCACCAUCAACAAGGACAAAAUCAUAGGCUACCAGAUGGACUGAAGAGAAAUGACCCACCUAUUCAUCCAAGUCUGCAGAUAGUUUCCACACCAAAUUCCGCUCACCUUCCGUAUACUCCAGUUAGCUUCUCAGAAUCGACACAAUUUAUCUAUCCAAUUAUACGUCCUAAUUUACAGUAUAUCUCAAGUCCGUACACACAGGGGUCCAGUGGUCUUGGGAUGGAACCCUGUCCAUUUAUCACUCAUGGCGCCCCAGAGGGAUCUUAUAUUUCGAGUAAGCCUCAUAACUUAGGAAGUACAUACUCAAAACCAACAACUGCAAACACUGGUUUCAAGCCUCACCAGGCAUCCUUCGGUGAGCCACGGAUUCCAGCAACUUUUUACCCACAGCCUUCUUCAUUUCCCACUAGGUUCGAAUCCAACCAGGUAAUAAACCCUCAUGGUUCAUUGCAACCAUCAAUGUAUAUGGAUCUUCACACAACUCAGGGUGCUCUGGGCAUAGAAUCUAGCGAGGAGUCAUCCGAUUCUGACGAGUCUCAGUUAUCACCGCUAAGUAAUUGAAGAAUGAAGGUCAGACGCCAUAACCAACUCGGUUGCUUAGUCAGAUUCGGCCAAGGUUGGGCAUAGUGGGAAGCACUUGAACCAACGUGUACAUAAAUAUUCUGAUAAAACAUGGAUAGAAGAAAUACGAGGAAAAUCUUGUUCACUUCGGGAUAGAAUAAACGAUUCGUCAUCUAGCAUUUGAACCUUCAGGUUUCCUAUAUUUUCCCAAAAGGGUUGUCGGUAUGAAACAUCGAGGACUUCAUCUCUGACAGAGCCAAUCUACCACCCAUGUUUUCCAAUUUAUGGAACUGGUUUGAGUACUUGUUUUAGUUUUACACAACCUAUCUCUUUUCAGGAUUCGCUUCUUAAAUGUAAGUUCAGUGGUCCCAUUAUUAGACAUAUAUGGAUUGUUCUUCUUUCAUUUUGGUUAUUGAAGUUGGUUUGCCAGAAACAAGUUGGUUUUUCAAGAAGAGAAUUCUCCGGCUGACAAAAGAAGGUAGUGUUAGAAUGAAAGGUUACAUGUAGAUACUGUUCAGGAAAGACAAAAUUCUGAAUUUUGUUCAGUAUAAAAUGUAAAGAAAACUAGCACAGUGGUAUGUUUCAGAGAUCAUUGCAAUAGCAGAACCUGGGGGUAUAGGUACAACCACAAACUAUGUUGCGGAGAUCGUUGCAAUAGUCAGAGCUACUGAAUGGACUGUACAGAGUGGUUUGUUUUAGUCUCCUUAUUCAAUCCGAUUCUAGAUUAGGGAUUCAAAUGUUUAUAUCUCAGCAAUUGCCUUAGUACAUUCAGGCUAGAUGGAGCUGCAUCACUUCUCAGCACAUUUCUCUCCAAUUCAGACAUGCUUUCCAUGAAGUUAAUUACUGCAAUUCCAAUGUCAGUGCCCUCUUCUUUAUCAAAAAUGGAAUGGCCUGACAAAGUUUUUAGAUUUAGCUAGUUUUUCUAGUGAUUUUUUGCUGGGCCUUGCCUUGUUCAUUUUGUGGACAAGCAAUUGGGCUUAUUUGUUUCAUUUCUUCUUGUUUUUGCUAUUUUCUGUUUGCUGUAUUCUUUUGUUUGUUUAAAUUUAAAGAACAAAAAAGAAGACAAGUUAAACGAAAGAAAAAUGCUAUUCAAUUUGAUAUCCCUCCAUUUAUUUGUAUUCCAA